Anopheles maculipalpis is the source of this 1602-nucleotide messenger RNA. Its product is annotated as knirps-related protein-like. Gene Ontology annotation, molecular function: sequence-specific DNA binding; DNA-binding transcription factor activity; zinc ion binding. The record is from RefSeq and is a predicted model, not a curated record. Gene Ontology annotation, biological process: regulation of DNA-templated transcription. Lineage: Eukaryota; Metazoa; Arthropoda; Insecta; Diptera; Culicidae. Bases 1 to 1602 code for a protein of 533 amino acids. The transcript is spliced from 2 exons.
AUGAAUCAGCAGUGCAAAGUUUGUGGCGAACCUGCAGCCGGUUUUCAUUUCGGUGCCUUCACUUGCGAAGGUUGCAAGUCAUUUUUCGGCCGAUCGUACAACAAUCUGUCCUCGAUCUCGGAGUGUAAAAACAACGGCGAAUGCAUCAUCAACAAGAAGAACCGAACCGCCUGCAAGGCGUGCCGAUUGCGCAAAUGCCUUAUGGUAGGAAUGUCGAAGAGUGGUUCACGAUACGGGCGUCGAUCGAACUGGUUCAAGAUUCACUGUUUGCUGCAGGAGCAGCAGCAGGCCGCUCAGCAGCAAGGAAACCACCAGAAACCCUCGCAACCAGUAGGCAUCCAUCCGGGAAUGUUUCAUGGAGGUUAUCCGCACGGGAUGUAUCCGCGCCCUCCAUGCACCAAGGAGGAGCUGAUGCUACUCGGGCUGGAAGAGUACAGCAAACAUCCGUCAGCAUCACCAUCCGUCAGCUCGCCGGACAGCCACAACUCUGACAGUUCCAACGAGAUCAAUGAUCGGAGAAAUGCGUUGCUACGGCAGGGCAAGCUUCACGACUCGCCGAUCAACAAGGAUCUCUUCCUUCCGCUUCCGUUCGGAGGGCUACCACUCAUGCCUCCGCCCGGCUUCUUGCCCUCGUCGCACCUUAUGUUUCCGGGUUUCCAUCCGGCCCUAUACUCUCAUCCUCAGGCCGGUCUGUUGAAGCCAGCGGACACGCACCUUACGCUUCCAAGCUCUCCUCUGGCCAACAACAACAGCCGCUUUACGCCAAAUCAUAACACCGAUCAGAGCAUGCAUCCUGCCUCCGUGCCCGUCCGCGAUAACGGUAAAUCGCCCGACUCCUUCUCCAAGCGAUACAUUCUCGAUCAGGUGCUUGAAUCGCAGCGCUGUCCAAGCAAUGGCACGACGGGAAGCGAUAAGGAUGAUCCCGAACCGGAAGAAGUAAUGCCCGCAACAAUGACUCCCCCGCGAUCUCCUGUCGUGUCCGUUACGCAGCCGACCCCGAUAGUUCGGCAAUCACAAACUCCUUCAAGCCAUCACCACAAUCAACAAGACAAUCCCAUCGAUUUGAGCAUGAAAACGGGUAGCAGUUGCACAUCGGCGGAUGAGCGCAGAUCUUCGCUGUCCGGUGCAGAAUCGAAUGGAUCGGACGAUGAAGCUAAUGGCGAUAGCCGACCACCUUCCGGCAUGGACAAGUACAAAUGUACCGUCGCAGCCACGUCAGCUGCCGCUGUUGCCAAAAAUGCUUCUGCCACCAACAACAACAACAACAGUCUCAGCAACAACCAAAAUCACCAUCAAGGCGCCGCUCUUCGCCACUCGCCACGUCCGUCGUCCCUGUCGCCAUCGUUACCGGCACAACACAACCACCGGGCAUCUCCGAUACGGUCUGAGUCUCCGCGGCACUUGCAACAUCAUUACCAGCAUCACCACCAUCAUCAUCAGCAUCUUCAGCAGCACCACCAGCAACAUCGUCAACGCCACGUUCUUCACGGUGGGAGUGGUAGCGAGUCGGAGCUCGAACCAGAGGAAACCGAGUACGAUCGUGAGGUGAAGCGAAUGAAACUACAAGGUACCACACCAUUGGACCUUACCACCAAGGUUUAG